Molecule: messenger RNA, 1139 nt
Organism: Phymastichus coffea
Lineage: Eukaryota; Metazoa; Arthropoda; Insecta; Hymenoptera; Eulophidae
Gene: Rrp42
Product: exosome complex exonuclease RRP42
Exons: 6
Coding region: 254-1129 (291 amino acids)
Biological process (GO): TRAMP-dependent tRNA surveillance pathway; U5 snRNA 3'-end processing; U1 snRNA 3'-end processing
Cellular component (GO): nuclear exosome (RNase complex); cytoplasmic exosome (RNase complex)
Source: RefSeq, a predicted model, not a curated record
CGCUCGCAAGUGGUCAAUCAUGUAAACUUUGUUGGCAUAUUCAAUAUUUAAUCAAUUAUUUUAAACACUUAAGAGAUAACAACAACUAUUUACAUUACAUCAUAUUAAAAUAUUAUUUCAAAAUAAAAUUGCAAUCAGUAUCUACAAAUUUAUUUUAAAUAUGUGAUAAUCAUGUGUUUUUAAAGAGGUUAAGUGUAGCUCAUGUUUGAAAUUCAAGUUAAUUAAUAUUUAAAAAGAAGUUAAAUGAUAAAGAAUGGCAGAAAUACCAUUGAGUUUAGCAGAAAAAACGUUUAUACUUCACGGUGUAGACGCUAAUUUUCGAAAUGACGGUCGAUGCCGUAUAGAUUAUCGAUCUAUGGAGUUGGAAACAAAAUUAAUGGAUCAAGUUCAUGGGUCUUCUAGGAUACGAAUUGGAAAUACCGACGUUCUUGUGGGAGUCAAAGUAGAAAUUGAUACACCUUAUCCAGAUAAUCCUUAUGAAGGAAAAAUUGAAUUUUUUGUUGAUUGUUCAGCAAAUGCUACACCAAUUUUUGAAGGAAAAGGUGGUGAAGAUUUAGCAAAUGAAAUCAGUAAUGUUCUUGCACUAGCUUAUCAAUCACCUGAAGCAUUGGAUUUGUCCCAACUUUCUAUACUGCCUCAUAAAAAAUGUUGGAAGCUCUUUGUAGAUAUUUUAAUUCUUGAAUGUGGAGGUAAUUUGUUCGAUGCAGUUGCGUUAGCUGUUAAAGCAGCUCUAUUCAGUACAGAAAUUCCUAAAGUAAAAGCUGCGACACUAGAUGGUGGUGAAGCUGAUAUUGCACUGUCUGAUGAUAUAUAUGAAAGUAUAAAAUUAAAUACUACAAAUUGUCCAUUACUUGUUACUUUAUGCAAGAUAGGAGACAAUUGUGUAGUUGAUCCAUCAUCUGAAGAAGAGAUGUGCAGUAGUGCCAGUACAGUUAUUUCAGUUAUGCCAAAUGGAAAAAUAUCUUCUAUAAUUAAAAUAGGCUAUGGAAGUUUACAACCAUCCACACUAAGUAAAACAUUGGAGAUGGGUACAAAUAUAGGUAUUCGUUUGAAUGAGAGCCUUAUAUCGGCUUUAAAAAGUGAAGAAAAUCUUGGACCCAAUCGUCCUAUUAUUGGAUUUUUAAGGUGAAUUAUUUUAA